This is a messenger RNA of Brugia pahangi, 3450 nucleotides long. The record is from the annotation of a GenBank genome assembly. Lineage: Eukaryota; Metazoa; Nematoda; Chromadorea; Rhabditida; Onchocercidae.
AUGUCAUCGAAUGAUGACAUGUUAGUGAAAAAAGUCGAACAACAAGUAAAGAAUGAAAAUUUUCCUUCUGCUAGUGGCUGCUUGUUACCAUCGCUGGAUCUGAUAUCACCAAUCGGAAAGAUAAAGCAGAGAGAGCCAGGACCUAUCACUUCAACCCCUCGUGUAUUUGCUGCCGAACGACGGGAUCACAUAUUUCAGUCAAAUUGUUUCGACAAAUUAUCGCAUAUUCAUGAAAAUAUUGCAUUAUUUUCGGAUGAAAAGGAACCAAAGUUAUCUUCAACAAACAGCAUUUCCACCAGUAAUGAAAAAAAUCUUCACUUGAUUGGAGGAGUUGAUCGAAGUCGCAGUAUACUCAGUAGUGCUGUGGUUUCACCUUUAGAACUCGAAAAAAAGAAAAAAAGUGGUCGGCAGAUUACUAUAGCGAAGAAUCUUCAUGAGAAGCGAAAAAUUAUAUGGGGUGAUACUGGUCAGAUUGUAAAUAACUCGGAAAUGAAGAGUCCUUUAACUGAUGAUAAAGAGCCUGCUAGUCCAAUGCAAGUGAGCACAGCGGAGGGCACUAGUAAUAUGAAUAUCAGCAAACGAAACUCGGCAAAUAAUGAAGCAGAAUUGUUGAAGGAAGAUAAAAAAACGAAUAACUGCAACUCAAGUGAUAUAUUUAGCACAGGCGAUGAUUCUAAAAUAAAAGGAGUGCAAAAAAUCUUUCCGUCGAACGUGUUAACCAGUGCUGAAUAUACCGCUUCAAUAGAAACCGAAGUUGUUAGUGAUAAUAAUUGCUCGUCAUUGCUGGUCGAAAAGGAAAACAUAUCUACGUUGAAGAAAUCAUCAAAUGAAAUUGAAGAUAUAACUGCAGCAAAUAGCUCGAGUGAAGAUUCUAUUCACAUCAGUACCACAGAUUCGUCAAUUGAAAUAUUGGAUGACAUUGAAAGAAGUGUUCUGGUUACCACAAAUAAACUUGUCGCAACAUCGAUUCAUGAUGUUUCUGAUUCUCCACCACAUUACACUUCAACAUUGGAACCUACGCAGAAAAUUCCAGAGACCUUAUCGAGAUUGGAAUUGGAAACGCAAUUGCAAAAUUUGAAGAACCUUAAACAAAGUGCGAAUUUGUCGAAAUUACCAGACUGUGGGCGGCGAUUGCUAGAAAAAAUUGAAAUGUUGGAAGAGGAAUUAAUUAAUCGGGAUGCAUUUGGAAGGAAUGCAAAUGUCUCUCCAAAUGAACCUAUUGAAAGGGAAGAAGCUAGUAGUGUUCAAAAAAAGAACGAACCAUCAGUGAUUUCUUCUCAGAUUAUAACUGGAGGACACCGGCUGUUUGGUGGAAAAAUGACCGACAAUCGAAUUUGCCUGGCCAAUGCAGUUACUGGACAAGUUAUUGCUCAAAUGCACAGUUCACUUGCAAAUGUCCCAGAAAAUUUGAAAACGAAUACACCAACUAGUUUGCUUACUGAACUAAUGCCUCAUCAAAAAGAGGGCCUAACCUGGUUGCUGUGGCGUGAGAAACAAUCGUUACCUGGUGGCAUCCUUGCUGAUGACAUGGGUUUGGGCAAGACGUUAAGUAUGAUUUCACUCAUUGUAAACGUUAAGGAAAAUCGUAAGCAGAAUGAAGAAGUGAAAGGAUCAAACAAACAAGUCACGAAAAGUAGUUGUUUAAUCCCGUCCAGAACCACAUUAAUUAUCGCUCCAGCUUCAUUAAUCUUUCAAUGGGAAGCAGAAUUUCAAAAACAUGUAAAAAGUGGCUUUCUUUCUCGAUAUGUGUUCCAUGGACCUAAACACAAGCGCGAUAUAAGUGCUGAAUGCCUUGCACGCUAUGAUGUCGUUGUCACUACAUAUGGAAUUGUGAGCAAUGAAUUAAGCGAGAAAUUCACUGCAGUUGGUGUCGAAGAUGAAAGGAGUAGUAAUGAUGCAAGUGCUUCCUAUGCAGAAAAGAACGGAAAAGGAAAAACAAAACGAAAGAUUUCAAGAAAACUGGGCUCCGUGCUCACGAAGAUAGCCUGGGAGCGUGUUAUUUUGGAUGAAGCGCAUCAAAUCAAAAAUAGGACAUCAUUAAUUUCUAAAGCGUGCUGUAAAAUUCCUGCUGUAGCUCGUUGGUGCCUUACAGGCACACCAAUUCACAAUAACUUAUGGGAUUUAUAUUCCCUGAUCAGAUUUCUGCGUGUGGUGCCCUUCGAUGAGGAAGCUGUUUGGAAAGAAUAUAUUCUAUCAGCACAUUCGUCACAAAGAUUAAAUACCCUGGUAAAAGGCUUAUUACUCAGACGAGAAAAGAAUCAGUUGUGUACGGAAACAAAUAAACCGAUUGUUGAUCUAAAGUCAAGAAAGUAUGAAGAAAUUGUUAUGAAAUUUGAAGGCAUGGAAAAGAAGGUUUAUGAUUACAUGUUUCAGGUUUCAAGGCAACAAGUAAAAGAACUAAUCAAAACAAGAGAGGAAAAAGAACGGGAUCUGUAUGGUAUUGGAUGCAGAAAUAAACCAACGAAGAAUCCAUUUUCAGGUGAUCCACAAACGACUCGAAACAACAAUAAUUUUCAAGCAAUGAAUUGUGUACUAACGUUAUUAAUGCGAUUACGACAAGCCUGUGUGCAUUUUGUAUUAAUAAACCAGGCAGUCGAUAUGGAAGCCCUCCAGACGUUAGGCGUUGAAGAGGAUGAAAAUGCUGGAAUGUUGUCGAAGUGUUUUUCGAGUAUAUCGCUUUUGGAUGAAAAAGCUCUUAGCGAGAAGUUACUGGGUGACGACGGGAAUAAACAAGUGGAACAGCUGUUCCAGAAAACUUUUAUUUCAACAAAGAUCAGGAAAUUAUUUGAACAAGUGGACUAUGCUCUUUCUUGUGGCGAUAAGUGUGUUAUUGUAAGUCAAUGGACCAGUCUUUUGAACAUUCUGGAGUAUCAUUUGGAACGGAAAAAAAUUUUGUAUACAUCUAUUAAUGGGAAAGUUUCGAGUAGUGACAGGCAAAAUAGAGCUAAUAGCUUUAAUAUGGUGGAUAGCGGACCUCGUGUUAUGCUGUUGUCAUUGACAGCCGGCGGAGUGGGGUUGAAUUUAGUCGGUGGUAAUCAUCUGUUUCUCGUUGAUUUGCACUGGAACCCUGCCCUCGAGCAACAAGCCUGUGAUCGUAUUUAUAGAAUUGGUCAAACGAAGAAUGUUUUUAUACAUAAGUUGGUUUGUUUGGAAACAAUCGAAGAGCGUGUUUUGGCAUUACAGCGAAUAAAGCAAACUUUGGCAAAAGAUGUUCUAGAUGGAGUUGCUUCAAAGAAACUCAAUAAAUUAACGAUUGCUGAUCUGAAAUACUUAUUCGAUCUGGGUCGUCCACGUAAUGAUUUAGCUAUUUUUGCUGAUACCGCUUGUUCGUCGAAAUUCAUCCCAGCAACUAUUUCUAACACUAAUACAGGAUCUUUUGAUACUCUUGCAACAGUAAGAAAACCCGGGUCUCUUGUACAGGAAACUGUUCUAGUACAACCGAAUUAUUAA